UAGAAUCUACAUAUACACAGACAGCAGGCAGACGAUUUUUCCAAUUCUCUCAUUGGGUAACCCGUCCAUUACUGUUAAAAACGCCAAUCUCAAAAUCAGAUUCUACAUAGCCUCCAAAAUCAGUCAUGGCCAACGGCGAUUAUUUCCGCACAGGUUGUAUGUCACAUUUAAAGAAACCCCAUUCACAAGGGAACAAAAUCAUCCGGUCCAUCUAAGGAAAGAUGGUGGAUUUCCCAACGGUCCCAAAGAAACUAUAAAUAACUUACAAACUAAGCUCUCCAAACACAAGAAAAUAAGAUCAGAGUGCACUCAAAACUCAAUCUACGCUUUCUUAUUAGGUUGACAUUAUUGAAAGUGAUCAGAAGGCCCAAUGGCUUCAGAAAGAGAGGGAGCUGUCGUAAUGAAGGGGCACACAGAAGGGAUGAAGCAGGCUGCGGCUCUGCUGAAGGAAUUCGGGCUUCCAGAAGGACUGUUGCCUCUUGCAGAUGUGGUAGAGGUGGGUUAUGUGAAGAGCAGUGGUUACAUGUGGAUUUCUCAGAAGAAGAAGGUGGAGCACACUUUCAAGCUCAUCUCUAAGCAGGUCAGCUAUGAUACUGAAAUCCGUGGGUAUAUUCAGAAUGGCCGUAUAAAGAAGCUGAAGGGAGUGAAGGCCAAGGAGUUGCUCAUUUGGGCUCCUGUGGGUGACAUCACUGUGGAGAGCCCUCCCACUGGGAAAAUACAGUUCAAGAGUCUGGCCGGCAUUACUAAGACUUUUCCAGUCGAGGCCUUUGCUGCAGGGCAGUGA
Cryptomeria japonica (Japanese cedar) is the source of this 784-nucleotide messenger RNA. RefSeq lists its product as uncharacterized. Lineage: Eukaryota; Viridiplantae; Streptophyta; Pinopsida; Cupressales; Cupressaceae. The transcript has a single exon. Bases 371 to 784 code for a protein of 137 amino acids. The record is from RefSeq and is a predicted model, not a curated record.